CCAACCGAAGAAUGUAACAGGUUGCCCUGCCGCCUUUCUUCGCUUUUCACCGGGCUUUUCUCGCUGCGAUUUGUGAAAGAGGCCUCACAAACGUUUGACCGGACCGAGCUUGUCUGUGAGGCCAUCCUAGAACUGCAUCACCACAUCAAUCUCCACUGCUCCACAAGUUCGUCCCCGUGCCUGACCUACUACACGGUGGGUGGUGGGGGUCAACGUCCUUCGUGUGCCGUCAAGUACUGUCAGUUCUGGGCCUGUUUGUUGUCUGCAUCUCGCAAGCCGGUCAACGCUUCGCGCUUCGCUUCGCCACUUCUCUGAUUAGGCCGGCCCGUUUUUGGGUCACACCGCCGCAACGGCAGCGACGGCAGCAAGCGACGCGCCGGCAGGCACUCCAAGCGCCCCCGCCGAGAAGCUUCCCUGUCCCGUGUUGCCUCUGCCCUUCCCCCCCAGUCACCAUGAGGCUGGUUAUUUUGGACUCCGCUGACUUUGUGGCGGAUUGGUCUGCUAAGUAUGUUCUCAAGAAGAUAAAGCAAUUCAAGCCUGGUCCCGAUAAGUACUUUGUCUUGGGACUGCCUACUGGUGGUACUCCUCUUGGGAUGUACAAGAAGCUUAUAGAGUUCCAUAAGGCGGGUCGAUUAUCCUUUAAGUAUGUGAAAACUUUCAACAUGGACGAGUAUGUUGGCUUGCCGAGAGACCACCAUGAAAGUUAUCACUACUACAUGUGGAACAACUUCUUCAAGCACAUCGACAUCGAUCCAGCAAAUGCCCAUUUGUUGGAUGGCAAUGCUGCUGACUUGGAAGCAGAGUGUAACAAGUUUGAAAGAUUAAUCAAAGAAGCUGGUGGAAUUCACUUAUUUAUUGGAGGCAUUGGACCUGAUGGUCACAUUGCAUUCAAUGAACCUGGAUCAUCCCUGGCUUCUCGCACACGUGUCAAAACUCUUGCCCAAGACACACUGGAGGCCAAUGCCCGUUUCUUUGACAACGAUAUAAACAAAGUGCCUAAACAGGCACUUACAGUGGGGGUUGCCACUGUUAUGGAUGCUGAUGAGGUCAUGAUUUUGAUCACAGGAGCACACAAGUCAUUUGCUCUAUACAAGGCAGUUGAAGAGGGAGUUAACCAUAUGUGGACUGUGUCUGCAUUCCAACAACAUCCCCACACCUUGAUAAUUUGCGAUGAAGAUGCCACUUUGGAACUGAGGGUUAAAACAGUGAAAUAUUUCAAGAAUUUGUCUCUGGUCCACAGUCGACUCAUCGACGAAGAUGCCCCUUGAUGCACCCACCACAGACCAAGAGACUUUCUUCUUUUCUGUCGAUCUUUGUCAAUCUUACCUGUCAUUUGCAAUUUUUUAAAAAAGGGAAAAAAACUGGAUUGGUGAGGGUAUUUUAAAUUUUAAGAAUGUUAUGUUCUUAUCAUUUUCUGAGAACAUUUGUGAUACAAUUUUCAUGCAGUUGCACUGAUUGACUGUGCUCAUAUUUUAUACAUACCAAUUUUGUUAUUUGCCAAGCAAGAACUGAAUUUUAUGUCACUUAUUCAGAAGUAACUGGUGCCAUUGUUUUUCAUUGUUACCUUCUGAUAAAACAACUGAACCUUUCACAUUUAUACUACUGUUUAUCUUGUGAUAAAAAAAAUAGCAUUUAAAAAAUAGAACCAUAUUUUUGCCCAAUAAA
Molecule: messenger RNA, 1665 nt
Organism: Thrips palmi
Lineage: Eukaryota; Metazoa; Arthropoda; Insecta; Thysanoptera; Thripidae
Gene: Oscillin
Product: glucosamine-6-phosphate isomerase
Exons: 7
Coding region: 453-1268 (271 amino acids)
Biological process (GO): N-acetylneuraminate catabolic process; carbohydrate metabolic process; D-glucosamine catabolic process
Cellular component (GO): cytoplasm
Molecular function (GO): identical protein binding; glucosamine-6-phosphate deaminase activity
Source: RefSeq, a predicted model, not a curated record